Messenger RNA from Mesocestoides corti, 789 nucleotides. Lineage: Eukaryota; Metazoa; Platyhelminthes; Cestoda; Cyclophyllidea; Mesocestoididae. The record is from the annotation of a GenBank genome assembly.
AUGGUCUUACGUUGCCCCGGAACCGCUGAAACCUCGUCUGUGAGACGGCAAGGAUAUUCAUUCAUCAUUGCUUGUGUUGGUGUUGGUAAUGUUAGUCAACUCUGCAUGGACGUUUUGAUUUCGACACUUAUGCCUACUUUUACGUGCUAUCUUGACUCUCCAUUUAUCCCUCCUCUUGUUGGACCCGCUCCUUACUCGGAGAUAGUGUCCUCUCCCCCCUUAGCUUGCUCUCUAGAGCUUUAUGAUGACAUCUCAAGACAGUUAUCGUUCCUGCAGGUUCGAGCACCAGUUUUUUCAGGUUGCCGCAGUCGAUUUGCUGCAGACCUUGUCGAAUUUAUCUUAACCGAAGGGUUUUCUUCAGUUGUUCUUCUCUCGAGCAGCUUUGCAAUGACUCGCAAGGAUAGACAGCUGAGAGGUCCUCCCUUGCAAUACGCUGCAUCGAUGUCAGCAAGUACCGAAGAUAUAGAAUCGCUUUCAAGUCUCGGUCUAUCUGAGUUGUUAGAGGAAGCAGUGCUAGACGGCGAUUCUGUCGACAAAUUGUCUCUGAAUCUUCUGGGAUCUGGAGUCGCGCUGCCACUUUUUUAUGCGUUGAAAAAGAAUCAGACUAUUUCGACGUUCCUGUUAAAUACCUUCACUUGUGACGGAGACAACCGUGAUGAUGCCUUAUUUAUGGCACACGCACUCAAUAGCUUGUUAAAAGCGUUUCCUUCCGAUUUUCCUGUUUCGUGGAAGACACCCGGAAAUUGGAGGAGGCUUUAUGGAACCGCUGUCGAUCCUCUUUUGUAUUGA